AUGUCUUAUCCCACCAAGCCAGCCUUCGUCCAUUACGGCGACUGGGACGAUGAAACCCGUCAACAUGAAGCAAUGAAAUUCAUGGAAGACUACACACACGCCUUCGAUGCCAAUUCCAUUCCAUCGCAGUCACUGCCCAAAGUCCGCGCUAAUAAUCUCGAGAAAGACCUCCUCGUCCGCUCCACCGGCCAAACCGACCAAGGCGGCGAAGCAAGUCUCGCAGCCCUGAAGAACGAAAUCUAUGCUCCCUUCGCCGCCUAUCACCACGAGCCAAGCUUCAUCGUAGCCUUCGAAACCGAGCAAGGUUGGGAGAUGAUCGGGAUUGCCACGCUUUGGUGGAAUCUUGCGGUGCCUGGUGAUGGGCCGAAACAGAAGGAUGGCAAGGGUAAGGAGUGGGAAGGUGGUGUUCCGGCUGCGUUCAAAUUUGGGUAUCGGAAGACUGGAGAUGGGAUCAAGAUGUCUGAGACGAGGAUCAUGGCGGAUCCGAGCGGCGCGUUGGUCGAUAUGGUGAAGCGUGGGAUGGUGAAGCCGGAGCAGAUUUUUGGAUAG
This is a messenger RNA of Pseudocercospora fijiensis CIRAD86, 549 nucleotides long. RefSeq lists its product as uncharacterized. The coding region runs from base 1 to 549 and encodes 182 amino acids. The record is from RefSeq and is a predicted model, not a curated record. The transcript has 2 exons. Lineage: Eukaryota; Fungi; Ascomycota; Dothideomycetes; Mycosphaerellales; Mycosphaerellaceae.